CCUUGGGGUCACCGAACUCCGAGAUCGGAGCCUCUCUACUCUAGUUUUCCUCUUUGUGUGAUUAUACUGUGCAACUUGCGUUGGAAUAUUUGUAGUCUUUGUUGUGGUGUGGAAAUGAAAUACACGAGUACUGACGAUUUUUUCCAUAAUUUUCAAGGUGGGAGAUGUGAAUAUGGAUAGGAAUUUGGCAGAGUGGGAGAGAACCUACGGUCAAACCAACGAACACCAACUGUACUUGUAGUGCUCGUGUGUAAUGACUAAUGUUCAUUUUCCAAAAUCAUGUUUAUCUUCGUAUUUUGAUUGUUGGAGAUUACUCACGUGCAUUAACGGUGGUUUAAUUGAUAUUUUAUGUGACCGAGGUGAGGAAGGAUUGAGGAAAGAUGGGACAGUUCCAGAAGGAAGAGGUGGAGGAGGAGGUUUUAACGGCUGAGGACGAGAGGUUAUCUGAACCAAAAUCUGAAUUGCAAGUUUCGAAGAAACAGAAAGCUAAACUGCAUAAAUGUAGUUAUGAGGGAUGUAGUUUAAGCUAUAGUAAACUUUCACACCUGGAGAGACAUCUUCGAGGCCAUGUUGGAGAGAAACCCUGGAAGUGCAAUUUUCCUCAGUGUGACAAGGCUUAUACAACAUCAUUUAGUUUAAGGAAACAUCAAGCAGCUCAUGAAAAUUUCUCUCGUCCAUUCAGUUGUACAGAAAGCCUCAGCCCUGAGAGGGUUAGUCUUCCGAGACAACCAAGACGUAUUCAUAAAUGUACUUAUGAAGGAUGUGAUGCUACUUUCAAAAAACGUGACAGGCUUGAGGGGCACAUCAGACAGCACAAGGGAGAGAGACCUUUCAAAUGCUCAGUUGAAAAUUGCGACAAGGCCUACGCGACAAACUCACAUUUGAAGAGACAUGUGUUGAGCCACACGUCAGUCUCUACAACACUUAUCUGUGAGAUCUGCUCAUUAACUCUGAGUAAUCGUCAAAAUUUAAACAGACACCACAAGAGAGUGCACAUGAGUAACAGACUCUACUGUGAAGAAUGUAACCAAACAUUUCGAAAGAAAACAAAUUUCGCUGAACACAUGGCUCUCAUUCACACCGACGAUUUGAUCACCUGCGAUAAGUGUCCUAGGAAGUUUAAGACAUCUCUUCUGCUGUCUAAACACUAUCGAACUCAUAUGAAAUCGUAUCCUUGUGAUCGAACUGACUGCAAACGAAUAUUUACCAAAUUCAUUGAGUUGAGAAGGCACAGGCAGAAUGAUCAUGUAAAUGAAUACAAAUGCCCCAAAUGUGAAAAAACUUUUCUAUCCAGAUCCCAUGUGAAACUUCACUCACGUGUGCACUCGAGCACUUUAAUUCCCUGUCCCUAUGAGAUGUGCUACAGAGCAUACAGUUAUCAGAGUAAUCUCGAUUCUCACAUACGUACAAGUCACUUGAAUCUUAACAUCUACUGUGACGUUUGUAAGCUUGGAUUUGCAACCAAGGGUAAUGUUAGAAGACACAUACAAACGGUUCACAUGUGCAAAGUUAAGACUAAGACUGAAAGGAAAGUGAGAAAGAAGAGGAGAGACGCUGGAAGGGCCAAGAAGAGUAUGGUUAGUAAAUUAUGUGGGAUAAAUCUAUCGGUCACGGACGAGAAAACUUUGCUCACACGAAUCCCCAGGGUAGGCUUGACAAACGAUACUUUUUCAUCUCCUACUUCGAAAUCUGGGGAUGAACAGCAACUCAUUAAGUAACUUAUUCAGUUAUUACUUGACGCAUCCGUUUAUUAGUUAAUGGAGAUUAAAGAGAAUUCUUUAUAUUUUGAGAUGUAAGAAAGUCAAUCUUUGCGAUUCCUCGGUUGUUCAUGUAUUAAAAACUUCAUAAUGGGAUUAAAAACCCAUUGUUUAUUGUAUGAGAGGUAUAUAAAAUGCAAAAGUGAUAUGACCAAGAAUAUAAA
Molecule: messenger RNA, 1921 nt
Organism: Diachasmimorpha longicaudata
Lineage: Eukaryota; Metazoa; Arthropoda; Insecta; Hymenoptera; Braconidae
Product: zinc finger protein 28-like
Exons: 6
Coding region: 381-1718 (445 amino acids)
Biological process (GO): regulation of transcription by RNA polymerase II
Molecular function (GO): RNA polymerase II cis-regulatory region sequence-specific DNA binding; DNA-binding transcription factor activity, RNA polymerase II-specific
Source: RefSeq, a predicted model, not a curated record